Telopea speciosissima is the source of this 472-nucleotide messenger RNA. Its product is annotated as chlorophyll a-b binding protein, chloroplastic-like. The transcript has a single exon. Gene Ontology annotation, biological process: photosynthesis, light harvesting in photosystem I; response to light stimulus. Gene Ontology annotation, cellular component: plastoglobule; chloroplast thylakoid membrane; chloroplast envelope. NCBI's taxonomy places the organism in Eukaryota, Viridiplantae, Streptophyta, Magnoliopsida, Proteales, Proteaceae. The record is from RefSeq and is a predicted model, not a curated record. The coding region runs from base 74 to 466 and encodes 130 amino acids.
CUCUACAGCCCAUGCCCACUUCACAUCAACACUAAGAUCUUCUCAAUCUCUCCCUACUCUCUAUCUCAUCUCCAUGGCUGCUUCUUCAAUGGCUCUCUCCUCCCCCUCACUGGCCGGCCAGGUAGUAAAGCUUGCUCCUUCCACCUCCGAGCUUCUUGGCGAAGGGAGGUUUACCAUGCGAAAGACCCUGGCCAAGCCCAAGCUCAUCUCAUCCAGAAGCCCAUGGUACGGUCCUAAUCGAGUCAAGUACUUGGGCCCGUUCUCCAGUGAGCCCCCAUCCUAUCUCACUGGUGAAUUCCCUAGCAACUAUGGGUGGGACACCGUUGGGCUCUCCGCCGAUCCUGAGACCUUUGCAAAGAACUGUGAGCUUGAAGUCAUCCACUGUAGAUGGGCCAUGCUUGGAGCUCUUGGUUAUGUCUUCCCUGAGCUCCUUGCUCGCAAUGGUGUCAAGUUCGGCGAGGCAUAGUGACUG